This is a messenger RNA of Conger conger (European conger), 3486 nucleotides long. It is a transcript of the gene wasf2, whose product is annotated as WASP family member 2. The transcript is spliced from 9 exons. Gene Ontology annotation, biological process: actin cytoskeleton organization; positive regulation of Arp2/3 complex-mediated actin nucleation. Gene Ontology annotation, molecular function: actin binding; Arp2/3 complex binding; protein kinase A regulatory subunit binding. Gene Ontology annotation, cellular component: cytoskeleton. The record is from RefSeq and is a predicted model, not a curated record. Bases 195 to 1634 code for a protein of 479 amino acids. Lineage: Eukaryota; Metazoa; Chordata; Actinopteri; Anguilliformes; Congridae.
GGACUUAGCUUCCUCUUCUGCUUGGUCGUUGCACUUACAGUCAUUGUAGACAUUUUUGAUGGUGCCAAAAAAAAUCCGGACAGUAGGCUCAGAAUUAGCACAGUUCUCAUGUGAACAUCAAGAUUUUCAUUUGUAACAUCACGUUUACACUUUGACGUGAGGUUCACCCAUCACAGCCGUUGUGUGCGAGCACCAUGCCGUUGGUGACCCGCAGCAUCGAGCCCCGGCAUCUCUGCCGACAGACCCUACCUGAUGCAAUCAAGAGUGAGCUGGAAUGUGUGACCAACAUCACCCUCGCCAACAUCAUUCGACAGCUGGGAAGCCUGAGCAAGUAUGCAGAGGAUGUUUUCGGGGAGCUCUUCACCCAGGCCAGCACCUUUGCAAUACGGGUCACCACCCUGGGUGAGCGGGUGGACCAACUCCAGGUCAAAGUCACCCAGCUGGACCCCAAAGAGGAGGAAGUUUCUCUCCAGGCCAUCACGACUCGGAAGGCGUUCCGCAGCAACUUGACUCAGGACCAGCAGCUCUUCAUCCGGCCAUCUCUACCGCUCCCAGUGCAGGAGACAUACCGCGUCUGUGAUGAGCCCCCGCCUCUCAGCAAACUCAGCGUGUAUAGGGAUGAUAAUAAGGAUGCUAUGAAGUUUUACACUGACCCCUCGUACUUCUUUGACCUGUGGAAGGAGAAGAUGCUUCAGGACACCAAGGACAUCAUGAAGGAGAGGCGCAAGCACCGGAAGGAGAAGCGGGAGAACCCGAACCGGGGCAACAUGAACCCGCGGAAGAUCAAGACGCGCAAGGACGAGUGGGAGCGCCGCAAGUGGGGCGAGGAGUUCGUGGUCCCCAAGGCCGACGGGACGCCCAACGACGUGCUGAACGGCAGUAUCAGCUCAGGGGACGGGAUGGGUCACAUGGGUUCAGACGGGGAGCAGAGCAGCUACUUCGACCCCGGCUCGCCCCUGCCCCCACCCAUGACGGACGAGUUCCUGCCCCCGCCGCCCCCGGACAUGACGUAUGACGACCGGAGAGGAGCUCCAACCCAGAACCGCAGCAGCAUGAUAAGCCCCGCCCACCCUCCUCCUGCCCCGCCCAUGGCUGGCUCUCCUCCAGGCUCACGGCCCACUCUGUCCCCUCCCCCCGCCCCCCCUCCCCCGCCCCCCUGCGGCAUGGACGUGCCUCCGCCCCCCCCGGGAUUCGACUCCCCACCCUCCCCGCCUCCUCCCAUGUCCUUCCCCUCUCCCAUGGCACCUCCCCCUCCUCCCUCUCUGGAUCCCUCCAUCCCCGCCCCUCCCCCGUCCCUGCCGCCCGGCGGGCCCCCGCCGCCUCCCCCUCCUCCUCCUCCUCCCGGCCCGCCCCCUCCUUCCUCUGCUCCCCCUGCGCCUCCUCCACCCGGUGGGGCUCCGCCUCCCAGCGCCCCCAAAGCUCAGCCGGCCCCCGUGCCCGACGCUCGCACCGACCUGCUGUCCGCUAUCCGCCAAGGGUUCAACCUGCGGAAGGUGGAGGAGCAGAGGGAGCAGGAGAAACGCGACCACGUGGGGAACGACGUGGCGGCCAUUUUGUCCAGGCGCAUCGCCGUGGAGUGCAGCGACUCCGAGGAUGACUCCUCUGAGUUUGACGACGAAGAGUGGUCCGACUGAGCUCCUCUUCCUCGUCGGUCUCCUUUCCCUCCCCUUCCAGUGUUAAUCUGACCGGUUUCUCAUGAACAAGCAGUACCAUUUCUGUUAAAGAAUAGGGGUCCAAAGGUGUGUCUGUGUGUCUGUGUGUCUGUGUGUCUGUGUGUCUGUGCCUGUGUGUGUGUGCGCAUGUCAGUCUCCAUGUGCGUAGGCUGGGGUUAAUUCCAGCUCUGUUGCCGUUUGAUGUGGUUGUUGGAGCAACAGCUCGUCUCUGAGCAUACAUAAUUCAGGGCUCCAGCAGGGGCUAUGUUCAGAUGUAACCCCUCCCACCCCUCCCAUGCCCCAGCCUGACAGGCUGAGCUGAGUGCUGCCCCCCCCCCACCCAGAGCCUUGAUCACAUUACAUCACCCCUGUCGCAUGAAGUAUUCAUGCCAUCCCCACACAGUUGUGUCUCCAAGCCAAAGAUGAAAGUGUGUGUGUGUGUGUGUGUGUGUGUGUGUGUGUGUGUGGGGGGGGGGGGUUGGUUUUAGUGCUUGGUUACUGACAGCCCAUGAUUUCUGUUUUAUCAAGUGUCUCAAAUUUCUUGUUCACCUCUUGACCUGAAGGCAUCUUGCCAGUGGCCAGAUGGCUUCCCUUUCACUGUCUUUAUCCAAAUCACCGCACAGCAGUACUCCAAUACUGUCAUGUUUAAUCCUUUUAAAUAUAAUCAAGUUUAUUAUGUAUUACCUGGUAUAUCCAAUCAUCCAAUCCUGUUUGUUUCAGACCUUUUCCCUGUCGUCCUUGCUGUGAGAAGCAAGAAGGGUCCAAACAAUGUCGCUGUUGUGUUUGGAACACUAUGUGCAAUGCGGAUGACUGUACCUGCUGUAUUGCGGGGGUUUUGUAUGGGAGGGUGUAUUGUGGGAACCUCGUAUUGACACAAUGCUCUCAUUAUGUUCUCACAUUUGUGGCACAGUUUGUGGCAUUGGUUUUCUCCACUGUAGCUACACAAGCUGUUGUCGCAAUUGCAGAGCCUAAGUGCGGAGGCCAUCUUAAGAGGACUACAGUGCUAUUGCCCUAUAUCUUAACAUGAAUCUAUAGUCAUAUUGAUUUUGUAUGUCGAUCAAUCAAUGAACUGGAGAGUUGGAAGGGCAGAGUGCAUUAUGGGAAGACGGGGUGUAGUCUUUGCAGUGGGGAGGCAUUGCCUGAAUGCAGUUGUUAACGAUGCAGUAUGUCAAAAAGAUGCUAUCGGUCCUGUUGACUAGCCUUUGUCAGGCUUCAAAGCUGAUCCUUGUUUCAGAGCUGCCCAUCAGGGUGAGAGGUGAAUGAGAGGAUGAGGAUAUUAAAUGGUUAGAGAAUUAAAAGCACAAAUAGUCCAUCUCUGCUUAGUCUCCUCUCUUAUUGGCCGCUAUUCCGUAGGUGCGGUAAUGCCACCCCAAGCCCUGCAUCCUUUGCCCCGCCUCCCCAGACUCUGCGCUUAUUGCUUGACCUAUAGAACUAUUUAAACUUAUUUUCUGAUAAUGGAACAUAUAUAUUAUAGGUGGUGGGAUAUUCCAUGUAAUAAAUGUAAAAGAAAGUAUAGGUCCCAAAUGUCAUUGUUCUGAAUCGGGUAGCCUCCUAUCACUCCGGUGGAUAUUCUGAGGUAACAGUUAGUCCUUCCUUGCUAAUAAGCCAAUGUCUAUCGCAUGAAAAAAAAAGUGCCUUUUUCUCUUUGUUACAAGUGCCUCAUUUUAAAAUGCCAAAGUGUAUUAUAUGUAUGCAAAACCUAGAAUGGGCUAGAACAUGUUUUUUUUCUGUAUCUGUAUUUCCAUAUAUUGCUUUUGCAUUGCCUUGGAUAAAUCUAACCUGGAGCAAAAUCAAAUAAAAUGGGGGAAUGGUUUGAAUAAAUGUAAUCCAAUGA